Phytophthora nicotianae INRA-310 is the source of this 1697-nucleotide messenger RNA. RefSeq lists its product as hypothetical. NCBI's taxonomy places the organism in Eukaryota, Oomycota, Peronosporomycetes, Peronosporales, Peronosporaceae. Gene Ontology annotation, biological process: mRNA splicing, via spliceosome. The record is from RefSeq and is a predicted model, not a curated record. The coding region runs from base 40 to 1635 and encodes 531 amino acids. Gene Ontology annotation, molecular function: protein binding. The transcript is spliced from 3 exons. Gene Ontology annotation, cellular component: precatalytic spliceosome.
AAUUGAUACCCUUUUGAGACGUACCUUCAAUACAUACGAAUGGAGUCUACUGCGUCUAACGACUACGCGCCCCCGCGCGAGCUGGAAGUCAAUUCUAGCGACGCCAUUCGCUUGAUCCUGCAGUUCUUGCGGGAGAAUCGCUUGUUUGGCGCCAUGCGUGCGUUGCAGGAAGAAUCACAAGUGAGUCUCAACGCCGUGGAGUCGGUGGAUGCGUUGGCCAGCGACAUCUCGCACGGCCGUUGGGACCGCGUUCUGCAGCAAACUAAGGCACUUGAAUGCAGCACGACGGCAAUGAUGGACCUGUAUGAGCUGGUGGCGCUCGACAUGAUGGAGGCGCAAGAGAGCGACGUGGCCGUGCAACUGCUACGCACUACUCCAGUCAUGGCCACGAUGAAACAGACACAGCCAGAGCGCUAUCUACGGCUCGAAAAACUGGCUCAGCGUGUUAUCUUCGACCCGGCCGAGGUAUAUGCUGGUAGCAGUAAGCAGAAACGGCGUGACGACGUUGCACAGCUUUUCCGCCAUGAGGUGGCUAGUGUGGAGCCGUCCCGACUGCUGGUUCUGCUGGGCCAAGCUCUCAAAUGGCAGCAGAUGCAGGGUCUGGUGGCACCUGGAGAAGAUUUUGAUCUGUUUCGAGGAGGAGCAAAGGAGAAGGUGGUGGACCGAUCCGAAAAACUGGUGCGAAAACCCGCGGGUAAGAUCAAGUUUAGCAAGACCUCCAUGCCUCAAUGCGCGCAGUUUAGUCGUGACGGACGGAUGCUUGUGACGGGUGCGAAGGACGGAUUUGUGGAGGUCUGGGACUUUGAAAAGUGCAAGUUGCGAAAGGAUCUGGACUAUCAGGCAAAGGAUGAAUUUAUGAUGCACGACGCAAGUGUGACGGCCGAAGCUUUCAGUCGGGAUGGAGAGUUAUUGGCAACAGGUAGUGAAGACGGCAAGGUCAAGGUGUGGAAGGUUUCAACGGGGAUGUGUCUACGUCGCUUUGACAAUGCUCACAGUCAGGGCAUUCAAAGCAUCGCGUUCUCGCGAGAUGGCACUCAGCUGCUGACGGCAUCAUUUGAUCAUCUUGUUCGCAUUCACGGUCUCAAGUCAGGCCAGACAUUGAAGGAGUUUCGUGGCCACCAGAGCUACGUCAACACGGCUUUCUUCUCAUCAAACGGCAGCAAGGUUAUAUCGACGUCCAGUGAUGGCACGCUGAAGAUCUGGAAUGCCAAGACGACAGAGUGUCUGCAGACUGUACGACCACCCAGCGAGUCCUAUACUGCAGAAGUGGAUAUCGUGAGUGCGUUGCUGACACCUAUCGCGUCUGGAACGGAUGAAGACAUCAUUAUUUGCACACGCACCAGUGAAAUGCUUCGCGUGUCAAUGGGGGGAGAAGUUUUGCUGACUUACAAAGGAGAUCCAUUCAACGACAAGAAGGUUGGAAACUUUGUUGCCUGCACGCUCUCAAUGCGUGGCAAGUGGCUGUACGGCGUGACCGACAAGGGCUUUAUCGUAAGCUUUGCCGCAGCCACUGGAGAACUCGAGACGUCGAUGCAAAUCUGUAACGCAGACGCAUUCGGCAUCGCCCACCAUCCGCACCGCAAUAUUGUAGCCACUUACGGCAGUGACCGGUACGUUCGACUGUGGAAAGCGUGAUACUGCGGAUAGAGUAUCAACAGAAUAGAUUUUGGCAGUUGUGGAGAUGCAUCGUGUAUGGU